Messenger RNA from Megalops cyprinoides (Indo-Pacific tarpon), 1401 nucleotides. RefSeq names its product SIX homeobox 9 (gene six9). The transcript is spliced from 5 exons. Gene Ontology annotation, cellular component: nucleus; transcription regulator complex. NCBI's taxonomy places the organism in Eukaryota, Metazoa, Chordata, Actinopteri, Elopiformes, Megalopidae. Bases 402 to 1127 code for a protein of 241 amino acids. The record is from RefSeq and is a predicted model, not a curated record. Gene Ontology annotation, biological process: regulation of transcription by RNA polymerase II. Gene Ontology annotation, molecular function: DNA-binding transcription factor activity, RNA polymerase II-specific; RNA polymerase II cis-regulatory region sequence-specific DNA binding.
UGCUUCAACCCACUGAUGCACACACAAAGACGCAGCACACGCAGUGAACAAUACCCAAGGCUUUCAUUGGUUUUGGACAUCCACACACUGAUAGGAUUUAUGCCGCAUGAAUCUUUUUUGGAACAAAAAAAAACAAAGCGCUUACCAUCUCUGUUUGUGUGGAUUAUCCAUUGUGGUGUGAAAAGGGGGAAAUCCAGCACUACAGAAGACACUUGUUCAGCACCAUCGGGCAGGUGUGCAUGUUGGAAGUCCAGGGCUCCUCAGGGAUUUUGGUGCUCAUUGGAAAUGUCCUCUCCCAUCUCUAAUGAGCUGAGUAAACCAUAAUACCCGAGUCAGCCAUCCGACAUCCCAGCUCCAACUUUCACAAGACCAGCUGAGGAGCGAGCGGACCAGUGGUGACCAUGGCCUCCAGCUUCUCGCCGGAGCAGGUGGCGUGCGUCUGCGAGGUGCUCCUCCAGGGCGGCAGCGUGGAGCGGCUGGCCUCCUUCCUGCGCUCCCUGCCCUCCUGGUCGGGCCUGCAUGGGCAGGAGAGCGUGCUGAAAGCCCAGGCGGCGGUGGCGUUCCACCAGGGCCGCUUCCCCGAGCUCUACGCCCUGCUGGAGGGCUUCCCCUUCUCGGCCCGCAGCCACCCGCUCCUGCAGCAGCUCUGGCUGCGCGCCCACUACCUGGAGGCCGAGCGUCAGCGGGGGCGCCCCCUGGGGGCUGUAGGCAAAUACCGCGUCCGCCGCAAGUUCCCCCUGCCCCGCACCAUCUGGGACGGAGAGGAGACCAGCUACUGCUUCAAGGAGAAGUCUCGCAGUGUACUGAGGGAGUGGUACUGCCACAAGCCCUACCCGUCCCCACGGGAGAAACGGGAGCUGGCAGCAGCCACGGGCCUCACUGCCACCCAGGUGAGCAACUGGUUCAAGAACCGGCGGCAGAGGGACCGGGCCUCACAGUGUCAGGACAGGGAAGCGGAGGGUGCAGGGGUCGCCCAGUUUUUCUACUCAAGCAGGACACCAGGCCGAACGUUCCCUCGCUCUGAUGAUGACCUUUCACCCCCAGGGAGCCCCAGCAUCCUUUAUCCCUGCCCACAUCCCUCUUCCCAUCUGUCCUCCAUGGUUCUCCAAGGAGGGGGCCAGUUCUGAGGCCAGGUGGACACCCACAGAACCAGGUUACAUGUAUAUGUACAGAUACAACUGCUUGUGGGAAUGUGUUUGCUUAUAACUGCCCUGUUGGCUUUUGAUUGGACCAGGUCCACAGCAAAACAGACCCAUACAUAUUUUCUAUUCAUGUUUUCUAUACUUUUAGAAUGACCACAUGUGGUUUUAGCAUAUUUGUUUGGUUUUCUGUGUUAUUUGCUAUCUGAUGUUUUCCAGUGUCAUUGUGUUCAUAUUCCAUUUCUAAUUCUAGAAAUCUUUU